GGAAGAUGUAUAACAGUGAAAUGUAAGGGUAGUGAAAGUGAGUUUUGGAAGUAGAAUCAGCUUUAUCCAACAGUCCAGUAUAUAGAGCUCUGAUUACAGAGACGAACAAAAAGGGGCAAGGUAGAAAAAAUACGCUCUCUCCCCAUCCUUCUCUUCUCCUGUAUCUUUUUCUCGAUGCUUUCGUUACAUUCGCUUUUAUGUAGUGCUGGACGCAUCAUUCUUCGCAACGUGCAUGGGAUUGCCAGUAGCCAAAGAAUGGAAUUAAGCUCCAGGACUAGACUGUUCCUUGCAGGGCCGUAUCUCCAGGGAAGCAUAAGCUCUUACUCACACGCCUUGUGAUUCCUUCCAGUGGAAUCUGAUACCCUUACCCACAGCAUCAAAUCGUUUUUCUUUCAACUUUUGGGAUUUUGCUUGUGUAAUAUUUUCAUUUUUCUUCGUGGUAGGUGUUUCUUGGCUUUUCCGCCUUGUUUUUAAAUUCCUCUUUCGACGUGUCCACCUUGUUCUAAAGCCCUGGCGUGGAAUGCCACCGGGUUCAUCAAGCCUUUUCCGGGCCCCGCUUUCUCCAUCAUUUGACCGACACAAAGGGAGGGAGGUAAGCAGAGGAGACUUUUUGCUCUGUUUCUUCACAGGCAGGACUGAAGGAGGUGGCCCUUCUCAGGUCUGAUUCAGGCUUAUGUCCCAGAGGACUCAUCUCUGUUCCCAAGCUCUGCUAGCGGCUUGACCUGAAGAUUGUUGCCUUUGGUUGCACUAAGUUGCUAGGAUUAAUCACAAUGUUUAGUAGAUGGAGCAAUUCUAAUCACGUCCAAGAGAAUGAUUCAUUGCAGCAUGAAUCCAAGCAGGUCAAGGAGCUUAGAGCUUCACUGCCACCACUAUCUGGGCGCUGUUUGAACUAUUGCACUGAUGCCUGCUUGAGGAGAUACAUGGAAGCACGAAACUGGAAUGUUGACAAAUCAAAGAAAAUGCUGGAAGAGACAAUCAAAUGGAGAUCAAUUUAUAAGCCUGAGGAAAUACGUUGGCAUGAAGUCGCAGUAGAAGGUGAGACCGGAAAAGUAUACAGAGCAAAUUUUCAUGACCGACAUGGUAGGACUGUUCUUAUAUUACGACCAGGAAAGCAGAACACCACAUCAUUGGACAAUCAGUUCCGCCAUUUGGUGUAUCUGAUAGAGAAUGCUAUCCUAAACCUUCCAGAGGGUCAAGAACAGAUGGCAUGGUUGAUAGACUUCACUGGAUGGACAUUGAGCACUAGCGUGCCCAUCAAGUCUGCUCGUGACACUAUUAAUGUAUUACAAAACCACUACCCUGAGAGGCUAGCUAUAGCGUUUCUCUACAAUCCUCCAAGAAUUUUUGAAGCAUUCUGGAAGAUUGUUAAGUAUUUUCUGGAUGCUAAAACCUUCCAAAAGGUGAAGUUUGUGUACCCCAAGAAUAAAGACAGCGUGGAGCUCAUGAGAUCAUAUUUUGAUGAGGAAAAUCUGCCAACUGAGUUUGGAGGAAGGGCUGUAUUGCAGUACAACCAUGAAGAAUUCUCCAAGCAAAUGAUCCAGGAUGAUAUCAAAUCUGCCAAUUUAUGGGGAUUUGAUGAUAAACUCCAAAGCGUUGGCAAUGGGCACUCUUUAGCUGAGGUGGCUCCGGAACCAGUCUGCCUUGCACCACCAGUCAGUUGAGAGCUACUUGUCAUCGGCUUAUUAUGUAAUAAAUAGUUAUAUAUUUUCUGUGCAACUGAAUGUGAGCUGGAUGAAGCAGGCAGUGACCAUGACCUUUUGACUAACUGGAGCUGCAAGUGAUCGUCAGGUAAGGAUAAACAUUCAGCAUGUUGCUUACUCAAAGGGGAUUAUUUUCUGUCUUUCCCCUAAUGAUGUACCUGGCCACCGGCUUGCCAUUCUAUAUCUAGUAAAGAGAAAAUAAAGCAUGUCAUGCCGGGAAGAAAGUUACCAAAUCAAAACUCUGAAUUUGCUUUAUCAAACGUUAGAUUUAUGUUCCAAUUCAUCAUAUGAAAUACACAAACACACA
Molecule: messenger RNA, 2007 nt
Organism: Theobroma cacao (cacao)
Lineage: Eukaryota; Viridiplantae; Streptophyta; Magnoliopsida; Malvales; Malvaceae
Source: RefSeq, a predicted model, not a curated record